UCGUCAUGUUGGUAACUAUUUUUAUUCUGUGUGCCGGAUCCCUCCUGCUCGCCAUGUUUCUGCUGACCCCGCGGAGACCCCAAAACUUCCCUCCCGGUCCUCAACCGGUCCCCGUUUUCGGGAACGUGCUGCAGCUGAGCAUGGCCAAUCCCAUGAAAGACCUGGACAAGUUGUCCAGACGCUACGGAGAUGUUUACAGCCUGUACCUGGGGUGGAGGCCUACCGUGAUGCUCCACGGUCUGCAGGCGGUCAGAGAGGCUCUGGUGACCAGGGCGGUGGACUUCGCUGGUCGACCGCAGGGCAUGAUGAUCAACCAUGUCACUGAAAACAAAGGCCUGAUCAUGGGGGACUAUGGUGCAGUGUGGAAGGAACACAGGCGCUUCGCUCUGACCACCAUGAGGAACUUUGGUCUGGGGAAGAAGUCCAUGGAGGAAAGGAUACUGGAGGAGGCCGCUCACGUCUCUGCCUGUCUAGAGGAGACCCUCGGCGAGGCCGUGGAUCCCCUCAGUCUGGUCCACAGUGCUGCGUCCAACAUUAUCUGCUCCGUGCUGUUUGGUCAGCGUUAUGAUUACAGGGACAAAGUCCUCUCCUUCAUCAUCAACAGCUUCAAGGAAAACGCACAGAUUGCCAAUGGGCCAUGGGCUGCUAUCUAUGACACGUUUCCCUUGCUGAGAAGGCUGCCCCUGCCCUUCCAGAAGGUCUUCAAGAACUACAGAGAACUGAAGAGACACACCGUGGGCAUAGUGGACCAGCACCGACUCACACGCACACCUGGUCAGCCUCGGGAUGUCAUAGACUGCUACCUCGAUGAGAUGGAAAAGAGAGACCCUGAGAGCUGUGUGCUGGAUGAGGAGAGACUGGUCAUGCUGUUACUGGACCUGCACUUUGCUGGGACAGACACCAGCUCCAACACCAUACUCACUGCCCUACUAUACCUGGCCACACACACAGACAUACAGGCGCAGUGUCAGAGAGAGAUAGACAGUGUCCUGGGAGAUAGAGCGAGCGUAUUGUUUGAGGAUAGGCACAGCAUGCCCUUCGUGAUGGCCGCCAUCCACGAUGCACAACGUCUGGCUAACAUUGCUCCUUUAGGGGUGUUCCAUGCCACCACCAGACCCACCAAGCUCCAGGGCUAUGAUAUACCAGAGGGCACGCUGGUCAUCACCAACCUCACCUCUGUGCUCUUCGAAAGCAGCCAAUGGGAAAGGCCAAAUGACUUUCACCCCGCCCACUUCCUCGGGGAAGACGGUCGAUUUACAAAACCCGAUGCCUUCCUGGCAUUUUCCGCAGGGCCACGAGUGUGUCUGGGAGAGUUGUUGGCCCGCAUGGAGCUCUUCCUCAUCCUCGUCACUCUGUUACGUCACUUCCUGUUCCUGUGGCCGGAGGAUGCAGGGAUCCCUGACCUCAAUCCUGUGUUUGGAGGCAUCCAGUCCCCCCAGCCCUUCAGAGUAGCUGUUAGACUGAGAGCAUCCAGUCACCCCAGCCCUUCAGAGUGA
Messenger RNA from Hypomesus transpacificus, 1496 nucleotides. Its product is annotated as cytochrome P450 2J6-like. The transcript has 9 exons. The record is from RefSeq and is a predicted model, not a curated record. Bases 6 to 1496 code for a protein of 496 amino acids. Gene Ontology annotation, cellular component: cytoplasm; intracellular membrane-bounded organelle. Gene Ontology annotation, molecular function: heme binding; iron ion binding; oxidoreductase activity, acting on paired donors, with incorporation or reduction of molecular oxygen, reduced flavin or flavoprotein as one donor, and incorporation of one atom of oxygen. Gene Ontology annotation, biological process: xenobiotic metabolic process. NCBI's taxonomy places the organism in Eukaryota, Metazoa, Chordata, Actinopteri, Osmeriformes, Osmeridae.